Rotaria socialis is the source of this 942-nucleotide messenger RNA. NCBI's taxonomy places the organism in Eukaryota, Metazoa, Rotifera, Eurotatoria, Philodinida, Philodinidae. The record is from the annotation of a GenBank genome assembly.
AUGUUCAAUGUGACAACUAAUUCAUUAUUUCAACAAACACUACUACCAUUCUCAGAAUUAGAUAGCUUUAAUGAUCCAAUAGUACACCAAGCUGAGAUAUCAGCAGCAAAUGGAAUAACAAAUGCUAAAUCGAUAGCUCGACUUUAUGCAUCGUUAAUAGGCGACUUAGAUGUUACAAAAAGAUUAUUAAAUACGAAAAUUUUAAAACAGGCAACGAAAUCAAAUACACCUGAAAAUGAACCAGAUCAAGUUUUAAUGCAAAUAUCAACCAUAUUCGGAAUGGGUUUCAUGACCUAUGGCUCUGUGUUUAACAUAAUGGGACCAGGAACUUUUGGUCACAAUGAUAGUAUUUCCGGGUCCUUAUUCGGGUUAUUAUUAUGUGACUCGCUGGAAGCUGCUGUAGAAGGUCAGUCUCCUGAAUCGUUUGAUCAAGCGAAAACAUUACGAGGAGGUGGUAAACUUCAGUUAAAGUCCGGACAAUUUACUGAUGAUGGCUCAACGGCAUUAUGUUUAGCUAUCGCUUUGUUAGGUAGUGAAACUGAUAAUGCGGUUAUUCAUCCAUCAACUGUACAAAUGAAUUUAUAUCGACGUUGGUAUGAAUCUGGAUAUUUAUCUUCAACAGGAGAAUGCUUCGACAUAGCUAAAAGUGAUAAAUUAAGUAGCGCUGAUGCUUCUUACUAUGGAAGUGCAAGCAGUCAUGCAUCAGGCAAUGGUUCAUUAAUGCGAUUAGCAUCUGCUCCUCUGUUAUAUCAGCGUGAUCCUCUUAAUGCUAUGAAUGAAUCAAUAAAUUCAUCCGAGACUAUGCAUGCUUGGCAACUAUGUCUAGAUAGUUGUAGAGUAUAUACGGGUUUAAUUAUUGGCGCUUUGCAAGGAGCUACUAAAGAAGAACUAUUGAAUAGUGAUCAAUUAUAUGUUCCAGCUGGUUUAUCGCAUGAUUACUGA